UCAUGCUGCUGCCAGGUCCAGAGUGUGUCAUGGGUCCCUGUACGGCCUCCCAUUGCUGCUGUCUCCAUCGCCACACUCUGCCAUGUGCCACUUUCAGGUCUCCUCACACUGCUGGUGGGUUCCAUUUUGUCAUAGGGUGCUGGUGCUGUAUGGCCUCCCAUUGCUGCUGCCAGGCCCGUAAUCUGCCAUGGGCCCCGUACCGACUCCUCAUGCUGCUGCCAGGCCCGUAAUCUGUCAUGGGCCCCUGUACCGCCUCCUCAUGCUGCUGCCAGGUCCAGAGUGUGUCAUGGGUCCCUGUACGGCCUCCCAUUGCUGCUGUCU
Messenger RNA from Staurois parvus, 321 nucleotides. NCBI's taxonomy places the organism in Eukaryota, Metazoa, Chordata, Amphibia, Anura, Ranidae. The record is from the annotation of a GenBank genome assembly.